AUGUGGGGCGGUGUGAAGGUUCGGGCGCACCACAGGGACAUAUUCCGCGCAUGGAGUGCCAGUCAAAACCUUGAGACAUUACGACGACAGUUGUACCGCGAGCCGCGACCGUGGUACAUGGCCUUUAAGCUUCAUCAGCACCGUCACCUCUUGAGUGACUACCACUGCGCCAGGUUGCUGUCAUGGUGCACGGCGGUUGUGCAACUGGAGCGGCGGCCAGUGCCCAAGAGGAAGGCAUACAUGUACGCUCAACAUGUCUUUCAGUUCAUGGUACACAGCCACAAGGUAGGGAAGGAAAGUUAUCAGGAGUUCUUUCGACUUUGCGCCUUGGGCAGAGAUGUAACGGCGGCGUUCCGCUGGCAGCAGUACCUCGUUGAAGCUGGUCAAUCGUUCCCACUAUCACACUACACAUGGCUGUUGCACAUCGCAGCCGCGUCACCAAGUGACGAAAUCACGGAGGAUAUGACGGAGGGGGUUUGGGAGGCAUAUUUGGGUCGCUACUGCUCGCCAGUGAAGAACGAUGUGACGGGUCAAACUGCCAUGGCACACUUUCAACCAACCACCAGCGAGGAGCAACAGGAGUUGGAAGGACUCUUUGCAGCAUUCAAGGCGCUGAAGUUACGGAUUGAGCCCACUGCCAAACCGGAACUCCUCCAGUUCAUCGACAACCUCCCCAACACGCCACAGGUUGUGCCCGGUGCAACCUCGUGGCCAACCGUCAGUCGCCACACCAUAUUUCCGCACAUGGAAGCAGCAGUUCCGUGGGAGGCUCCCACACUCGUUCAGCCACGCCUUCGCGACUCGCUUCUGCACCCAAGUUUCGUCGCUGAUCUUGAGCGGACGGCGUGGACCGGCGAUGUGAAGGGAGUUGUGGCGCUAGUAAAUGAGUAUAGGCAGCGGAUCACAGCAGAGAAGGAACAGACGAGCGCAACAAAGCAUCGCUCGGGUGAGCGAGACAUUUGGCGUCACUAUGCAGACCCGGCGGCGGUGGCCUUUCGUAGAGUGCUUGUGGAGGAGGGUGGUGUUACAGCUGAGUUGUAUCAUUAUCUAAUAGUCGCCUUAUCGGCCACUCAACCCUCACUAGCGCUUCGCACGUUGCGGCGCAUGGAAAACGCAAAGUUGCGCGUUCUAGACCUAACGCGGGCGGUGAUGAUUGUGCGCAGCGAGGGGUCAUCCGAGGAACAGUUAAAUUUGUUGAAGGAGGGACUGAAGAGUAUCGAGGAGAGGUGUAAAAUUGACGAGGAUUACGACGUAACGAGGGAGGUUGAGCUGUACUGGAAGUUCAACUAUGCGGAAUUUUUUCACUACCGCAACGCACUGAACGGGGUAGAGCUCUACCGGAUUCUCAUGGAGGGUUUGGGGCCUGUGAGGGUACAAGAGUUGCUGGUUGGGGCGAAGGGUGCCGUUAGUUAUCCCUCUGAAGAUGUGGUGGUUUUCGAUGAAGUCUUCCGUAUUGCUGUUGCGAGGCAUUACCGCAAUUGCACCGGUGAGGCGGAGGUUGAGAGAGCACUGGAUGAGAUCACGCAACAUAUGCCGAAGCUUGACAUUAGCUUAGUGGGUUCCUGUCAGCACUUCGAUGGCUAUGCGUUACCGCCCAGUGACGCGGUCGCAACGGAUAUCACCUCGCUGGCACGUAAGUUGCUCGGAUACCACACAAUUUAUCUGCUGGAUUCCUCUUUUGUGGAGUCCAGUGAAGCUUUUCUUGGCUUAGGCUCGUUGAAUGAAGAGGAAAAUGGAGGACAUUCGCUUGUAUUAGUACCUUACUUCUGUCUGCGCCAAAUAUCCUCGGUGCUCGAUGCGCCAGACGGAGAGGUAGUGUCAUACGAUGAGGCGCUGCAGGAGGUAGGAAAAGAAGAUCAGUUUAUUGCAUCACAGCGACUGCGCAGCCUCUACGCCCUUCUACUUAAUGACAAGGGAAAUGUGAAGCGGAGAGUACUGCACUUCAGUGAAUGUCUGCUGUCCCAAAUUGUCACAGGUGCAGUUGAUAGCGCAGGAUCUGAUAAUGAUCACCUGCUCCUGGUAUUGGCAAUGGUACGCGCGAUUGCCCCAAAAGAAACCAACGUUGUGCUGUGCACGGACGAUGCGCAUCUCGUACAACGUUUGCGUCACGACGAAGUUGCUUCUUUGUUCGCAGGUCAAGUAAACGUCUUGUCAUCGGAACCACCGGAGGGCGCUGUGAUCGGAGAGGGGGGACUUGUCGAUGACAAUCCGAAUUUAUGCGUAGGUUUGGACUUUGAGCCCAAGUUGAACUUCCCUGCCGCGCCUCGGCGGGUGACAGGUGCGGGAGAGGGAUCUGUAAAAGCGGCUGAUUCUGCUCAUCUACAUACACUGUGUGGAGAGGAGGUACGGGAAGGUGGGGUUUCAUGGCUUGAUAUGCUUGGUGAUGACGAGGAUAGUGGGAAGAAUUCAGAGGGUUCAGUCAGUGCUCUACUACCAGUUAACCUCACAGAAAAUGAGGAGAAAUCAGCACAAGAUCAAAUGAAACUAAUGGACAUGUACGAGUCGGAGCACUCCGUUGUUCCCAUUGGUGUUCGCAUGGCUGAAGCGUCUACGCUUGGAUCCCUGUUUGAGCAAUUUGAUGCCGUAAACCCUGACGCCGCGUUGGAACGAGAGGCAGCGGCCGCCGCGGCCGCUGCCGCAUCAAGAAAAGAGCCUGGAGAAGCACACAAAAAGCACCGCAGACUGGCACCACUUGAGUUGGAGCAACUGAGGAACCGCGGAGCGUCUAACAAACAACGCUAUCGUCUUGCAAGGCGACUAAGUAAUUUGGCGGGAGGUCGAGUGCCCUUCAAUUUCCGCUACAAGGUAGUGGAGGUGGACAUAACGGAUGAGCGGAACAAAACGUACCGGGAUGCCUACAGCAACGCGGUGGCGAAGAAGCGAGAGGCGUUCAAGAGACACUUACAGAGGUGA
This is a messenger RNA of Trypanosoma brucei brucei TREU927, 2913 nucleotides long. RefSeq lists its product as hypothetical. Lineage: Eukaryota; Euglenozoa; Kinetoplastea; Trypanosomatida; Trypanosomatidae. The transcript has a single exon. The record is from RefSeq and is a predicted model, not a curated record. Bases 1 to 2913 code for a protein of 970 amino acids.